AAAAAGUAAAUCAAUGCUAUUUUCAGAAAGCACCUGCAUGUAAAUAUAUGUAAAGCUUUAAUGUGUCUAUAACAUUACCUGCAUUUCUGUAUUCUGACAUUUCAAAUUGAUAGUGGAACAAAAUGUGAGCGGAGUGAAACGGAUGCAGAGUAUGCACCCACAGACAGGGACCAGAGAGAGCCUGGGCGCCGUGGGGAUGCUCCCCUUGAAGGCAGUGAUAGACAAACACAAGCUGUGCUUCUUUGGCAGAUUGGCUAACCUCCCAAGCAGCACAUUAGCCAAGAGAGUCUUUCUUCUGAGACUGUAUUCAUACAUCAUCAGAAGAGCACGCCAUGUCAACAGAGGGUUCAUCAGUGACGUGUACAGAGUUGCACAGGAGUACGGCCUGACAGAGUAUUUUGAAAAAUACUGGCUUACAACAGAGUUCCCAUCCAACACUGUGUGGAAAAGAGUGGUGAAAAUGGCGGUGAGGGACAAAGAGGAGAGGAACUGGAUUGCGUCAGACAAUGGCAAGACCAGAUUCACCAGAAUACAUGGAACAAAUACUGAACCUCACAAACUGUGGUCAUUGGCAAGGAAACUACCCAACCACCAGAAAACCCUACAGGCGUUGGUGCACCUGAGUACAGUUCCCGCGUGCCACAGUGCCAAACCUUGCCCAGCUUGUGACACACUGACACAAGACAUAGUGGGGCAUAUGAUAUCCCACUGCGUCAAGUUCAACACACUCAGGGCAACUCUAGCAGACGUGCUAACAGAUAAACUGGGCACUGGAGUGAUGGCAGCUGUACAUCAACAGUCGGACGAAAGAUUUACAGAAGUCCUUCUUGGAGCUAGAGUUGUGGAGGAGGAUGUUGAACCCGGGGUAUGGGAAGAGUAUAUUGUAACAAUUGCCAGACUUAUGUACCCUUUGGCCAUCCUGGCUCUGAAACAUGUAGAAUGGCACUGAAGAUGGAGUGGACAGUGUGUUUACAAGAGAUGCAGAGACAAAAGGAGACAGAAGUGAUGCAGAGUGAAACACCUGUGGAGGAGUAUACAGUGUGUUUACA
Messenger RNA from Branchiostoma belcheri (Belcher's lancelet), 1049 nucleotides. RefSeq lists its product as uncharacterized. The record is from RefSeq and is a predicted model, not a curated record. Bases 143 to 949 code for a protein of 268 amino acids. The transcript has 2 exons. NCBI's taxonomy places the organism in Eukaryota, Metazoa, Chordata, Leptocardii, Amphioxiformes, Branchiostomatidae.